CGGAACGCGGCUGCCGGAAGUGGCGAGGGCGGGGUCUCGCUGCCGGGGGACAACGGGCUGCACGCGAAGAUGCUGCUGGACUUGUCGGAGGAGCAUAAGGAGCACCUGGCCUUCCUGCCGCGAGUGGACAGCGCGGUGGUCGCCGAGUUCGGGCGGAUCGCGGUGGAGUUCCUGAGGCGAGGCGCGAACCCCAAGAUCUACGAGGGCGCCGCCAGAAAGCUCAGCGUGAGCACUGACACGGUCCAGCAUGGGGUGGAGGGGCUGACGUACCUCCUCACGGAGAGCUCGAAGCUGCUGAUAUCUGAGCUGGAUUUCCAAGACUCUGUCUUCGUUCUGGGAUUCUCUGAAGAACUGAACAAACUGUUGCUUCAGCUUUAUCUGGAUAACAGAAAGGAGAUCAGGACCAUUCUCAGUGAGUUGGCACCAGACCUUCCCAGUUACCACAGCCUCGAAUGGCGACUGGAUGUACAGAACAUUUUCAUCCCUCCCAGAAGAAACACACGUCUGUCAGCAGUCACUGCAUUUCCCCCUCCCUGCAGCCCCUCGCAACCACUAAUCCACUUUCUGUGGAUUUGCCUCUUCCGGCCAUUUCAUGACGCCGUGUUCCUGGCGAUGCGGCUGCCUCCUGGAGCUCAAGAGCUGGCGCAAGAAAUGGCAGGGACGGAAACAGCGCUGAUUCAGCCAGAGUGCGGUGAGGUCGUGGAAGAGAGGCACCAAAUGAGGGGCUCUGCGUCCGGAAGAGAGGGAGAACCAUAGUAAUCCCCAGAUGAACAGAAGAUCUUUGGGGAAGGAGGAGAGGAGAAAGAUUCACGCUGAGACCGUCAGAUGUCCGCGGUAACUGCACGGUGGUUUGGCCUGGCUGCAGCAUCUGCUCCCCAGACUGUAGUGGCACUUUACAGUGUUAUCCUGUGUUCUCUACAGUUCAUAAUGCUUCAUAAGUAGCACAGAUACAUUUCUACAUCAGUUCCCACAGUGAGUGACUAAUAAACUAAAUAUGACUCUACUCUUCACAAAACUGUUUAGUGAGAAAGAACUUGAGAACAGAGACUUUGAUUUGGAUGCUGAAAAUGUAAGUUGCCUCAUGUAUGGCUUUUGCCUCAGUGAACAAUGUUUUCUUGCCUCAUUUUCAGAAACAAAAAAUCUUAGACCCUCCAGAGAGUCUGAUUUGUGCCUUCCCACCCUCCAAGAUGCGUGUUACCAGCCAAGAAGAUUCUGUUGAGCUUUGCUUUUUAUAAUUUUCAUUAUGAAUGAAUAGGGUUUAAAUUUCCCCCUGAAAUAUAUUACUGAAUUAUUAUAUUGGGUAUGCCAUUUCUAAUGACAUACGCUAAAAAAGAAAAAAACACCACACGCAGAUUCCCCUAAAAGCACCCCUCCCUCUACCUAUCCCCGAGAGGAUGCUAACUCUCCCUAGUUGAAAACUCACUAUUCUAGAGCUUGCUCUCACUGAGUACCCUUCUGAUUAUAAUUUGGCUUUGCGUAAAAAGUUUCCCAUAGACAGAAAAUGUGCUAACCAGCAAACAUGGAUUUGGGGUCUGCUUGUAGUUAUGUUUCCCAUUGCAAGUUAAUUAAUUGGCGUUCAUCAGCCAUUAGAGUCCCAUUGAGUCUAUGUGUGCUAACAUUUAAGUUUCUGAGUUUAUAAAAUUGAGGACCACAUUCUGGAACAAGGCUCUUGUCAUAAACUUUUCUAAGACCAGAGAUGUUAUCCUGUCUUGGCGGCCAGACAGCCACCCUCACCAGACUCCUUUCCAUUCAAAUUGUACCAGUAAAGUCCUGUUAAAAAAAAAAAAAAA
Molecule: messenger RNA, 1790 nt
Organism: Equus caballus (horse)
Lineage: Eukaryota; Metazoa; Chordata; Mammalia; Perissodactyla; Equidae
Gene: COMMD2
Product: COMM domain containing 2
Source: RefSeq, a predicted model, not a curated record